Molecule: messenger RNA, 2562 nt
Organism: Symsagittifera roscoffensis
Lineage: Eukaryota; Metazoa; Xenacoelomorpha; Acoela; Convolutidae
Product: dolichyl-diphosphooligosaccharide--protein glycosyltransferase subunit 1-like
Exons: 1
Coding region: 10-1806 (598 amino acids)
Cellular component (GO): membrane; oligosaccharyltransferase complex
Source: RefSeq, a predicted model, not a curated record
UUUAGAGUCAUGAUAUCUCUGUUUUGGAUAGCUUGUCUGCUGAUAUUCAGUCAUGUCUCAGCUAUUCCGCUCCAGUUUGAGGUGGUAUCUGCUGACCGGACUAUCGAUAUAUCAACCCAUCUGACCAAAAUCACUACGAAGAUAGAACUAGAGAACAUUGAAUCUUCGGCCGCAAAAGAAUUCUACUUGAGUACUGAACCACGUUUUGCCGACAAAUUGUCGUUCUUAGGAGUGACGAAUGAUGGCUUAGAUGGCGGAGAAUUGGAAGUUUCGGAAGUGAAAGGAACCGAAAAGUCGACGCCUCUCUAUCACAAGGUGAUGUUGAAAAAAGGGGUUUCUGCAAAAGGGGAUCGAGUGAAGGUUGUGGUGUAUGAAGUGUUCCGAGGACUUCUUGUUCCGUUCCCAAAAGAGAUCAAACAAUCAGAACCUCAGUUGAUAACGACUACUCAAAAUUCUCGAUUUUUCUCGCCCUACAAGUCGCGUGUUCAAAGUACCGUUUUCAAACUGUCGAGCUCGAAAAUAAUUUCUUACACCAAAAUAGAACCUAACCAUGGGGCGGACAAAGAAAUCGAAUACGGACCGUUUGAAAAUGUUGCAGCGAACAGCGUUGUGGAUGUUGUUGUGCAUUCUGAGAACAACUCGCCAUUCCUGACAAUCACGGAUUUGACUAGAUGGGUUGAAGUAUCUCACUGGGGUGGUAAUAUCGCAAUUGAAGAAGCGAUAAAGUUGCAACACUCAGGUGCCAAGCUGAAGGGAUCUUUUUCCAGAUUCGAUUACAUGUACAUGCGAUCUUACGAUGGUGUACCCUCGGUUAAAUCGUACAAGACCGUCCUACCAGCUGGAGCCAAGGAUGUCUACUAUAGGGAUGAAAUUGGAAACAUCUCCACGAGCCAUAUGUUGGAGCUCCUGGAUUCGGUUGAGCUAGAGAUCAGACCCCGAUACCCACUCUUCGGAGGAUGGGAGACCCAUUACUUAUUGGGAUACAACCUGCCAAGUUAUCAGUACCUGUUUAGCCGAGGAUCGAAAUACAUGCUGAAAAUGAGGUUUGUGGACCACGUUUUCGAUGACAUGUCCGUUGACCACGCAGAGAUCAAAAUAGUUCUACCUGAAGGCGCUUCUGACAUCCAGGUUAAUGUUCCAUACUCGCACUGCAGAAAAGCUGAUGCUCUGCACUACACCUUCCUGGAUAUAUCAGGACGGCCUAUCGUGACACUCGCUAAGGAUAAUCUGGUCGAGGAUCAUAUCCAGGAUUUUGAACUGACCUACUCGUACAAUUCGAUCUUCUUGCUUAGAGAGCCACUGAUGAUCAUAACUGGUUUGAUGAUAAUCUUCCUGAGCGUCAUUCUGUUUGUUCGAAUGGACUUCUCAAUCUCUAUUGACAACAUGGCAGAGGCGAAGAUGAGAGUCGCGGGUGCGAUUGAACAAGUGUUUGCUCUGGAGAACAAGCGUGAGGUGCUCUGCAACAAACUUGAAGAUGCAGUAGCUUCGUUCCGAAAGACUAAAGAUCAGGAUCAACUGAACAAUGUGCGAAAAAACGUUGAAGCAGAACUGAAGGAAGCCAAAAAUGCGAUUGACCAACUGGGCAAAAGUGUCAAGGAAGAUUCGCCAGAUGUAACUGAGCGAAUAAAUGAGAUCCAAAGACACCACAACGUCUAUUUUGGACAUGUAUCGGAUGUGAUGACCAAUGCUAUCAAAGUGGUCAACCAGUCAGUGACUCACGAGGCCUUCAAGAGAACCGAAGAGUCGCUUGAACAGAAGAAGGCAGAGGUCAGGGCUAAAAUCAACAACACCUUGGCUAAGCUAUAGAGCCACUUUUCAAUUUUAGUUUCAAGAAUUUGACUAUUUAAAUCAAGUAAAGGCACUUUCUCUUCCAGUUCUGUCGAUUUGGAUUUUCUUGUUACUUUCUUGCAGGUUAAAUUCUUGUUACUAGUUUUUGUUAAGGUCGCUAGCGUCAGCGUCAUAUUCCAUGAAUAUACACGACUAUAGACUGCAACUAUCCACUUUUUUCCCCCGAGCCUUUCUCGACUCCCUAGAAAACCUUGUCUUCUAAAUCAUAAACAUGUUCUAUAGCGGUGAAGUUUUGUUUUGAAUUAAACGUUGCUCAUGUGUGUGAAAAAUGUAUUUUGAAUUCUUGUCGGUGAUUUAUUUGAGGAUAACACUUAUAUAGUGUACAGUUUCUUGAUAUUAUUUGAAUAUGCCGAUGCAGAUAAAAGGCCUAUAAAAAUGGUAAUGGUAACUAAGUCUUUGUUUGGUGAUCGUUUUUCAAGUAUACAAUAGAAUUUACGAAGAGUUUUAAAAGAGAAGCCUGCAAUCGAUUUGCAUAACGGUUUAUAUGUUGUUCUCAUCAUCUUUUUAGUACCAAUUGAAGUUGAGGCUUAAUAUUGUAAAAUAUUAUAUUAUUCGAUUGGAAUACUUGUUGCGAUUUAUGACAUAUAUGUAUUAUGUUGUACUGGAAUAAAAAUAUCUCAUGAUAAUUUUAUUGCACCACCGAAGUUUUGUGUUGUAGCAUUCAGAAGUUAAUCAUCUCUAGAAGCCUUUCAUUUCAUUAUUUAGUUUGUAUAA